GCAGCGGCCAUUACACUUUAGAGGUCAUCGUGAUUGGAUGCGGUCAUAGAAGUUUGGCUUCUCUCAUCGACCCUGAAGGAUGCCAUCAUCCACUCUGUCCUGCAAACCUUUUGAUCUAAAACAGCGGUCUUCCAGGCGUGGCCCAUCAUCAACAGCAUCAGCGUCACCCAGGAGCUGGAUUCUUUCCCAAAACCCAAAGGCCCAGUCCAGUCACGAGAAGACAUCAGGCAAACCCAAAUUCAGGGAAGUUCUACAAAACACUAACCAGUACUCUUCAAAGCUCUCAAGGUCAUGAAAUUUAAGAAAAGACUGAGACAGUGUCACAGUUCAGAAGAUACUAAGGAGAUAAGAUGACCAAAUGCAACGUGGCAUCUUGAAUUGGAUCCUGGAGAAUAAAAAUGCAGUGGGAAAUCCGGCGAAAUCAAAAUAAAGUCUGUAGUU
Messenger RNA from Nomascus leucogenys (northern white-cheeked gibbon), 441 nucleotides. RefSeq names its product chromosome 24 C1orf195 homolog (gene TMEM51-AS2). NCBI's taxonomy places the organism in Eukaryota, Metazoa, Chordata, Mammalia, Primates, Hylobatidae. The transcript has 3 exons. Bases 80 to 295 code for a protein of 71 amino acids. The record is from RefSeq and is a predicted model, not a curated record.